This is a messenger RNA of Onychostoma macrolepis, 4744 nucleotides long. RefSeq lists its product as uncharacterized. Gene Ontology annotation, cellular component: membrane; extracellular region. The transcript has 37 exons. The record is from RefSeq and is a predicted model, not a curated record. Gene Ontology annotation, molecular function: lipid binding. Bases 226 to 3711 code for a protein of 1161 amino acids. Lineage: Eukaryota; Metazoa; Chordata; Actinopteri; Cypriniformes; Cyprinidae. Gene Ontology annotation, biological process: lipoprotein metabolic process; lipid transport.
UCUCAGCUGCCAGCAUUAUGACAUGUGACCUACCUGAGCUCGACAGGACAGGUAGGUUCACAUAGUUUCGCUCAGUUGAAUGUCUAAGGAGGCGCGAUCGAGACUCAAACGCACCUGUUGCGCGACGCAAACGAGGCGCUGCGUUCAUUUUAAUAACAAGUUUGGUGAGAGCUUUCUUUCUUCCACACGUUUCCCGUAAGCCAAUUUGGAAACCUCACAGCAUACAUGGAUGGCGAUUCGCUGUUUGGUGUCUCAGGUCUGAUUAUGGAGAAUGGGAUCAGCAGCACCUCCUGGAAUCCUUUUUAUUCAAACCCACAGAGUGCAGUGAAUGCAGAUCGAGAUGCUAUUAACACAAUCAGAGAAAACCAUGCUUUUCAGGACUACGGUGUGAAAACGGUUGGCGAGGAGAACAAUGUGUUACCGAACGUAAAGAGUUUAACCAAAAGCAACGGCAUUCAUCAGACGCCUGAGUUUCCAGACGAUCCUUUCCCAGCUCCAGACUGGGUUUUGUUUCCUACACCUGAGUUUUAUAAAGACGACACACCGAAUGGGUUUCAAACCUCAUCAGCAUCAGGCGUUUGGGGUGAAGAGACGGACAUUUUCCAGCCUUUUAAAGAGAAAGCAGACCCUGACGUGACACGCAGCAGCUCAGCCAAUCAGAACUCAGAAUCCUGCCUUCCGGCCAAUCAGAGAGACCCUCUCCUGGAUUUCGUCCUAUCCAGACAGAAGAAAUUCCAAGCCACGCCCUCCCCAGCUUCAUCAUCCGAUCCUUCCAACGUUUUCCAAGAAACAUCCACUAAAACGAACGGUUUCUUCGAGACUUCUUCACUAUCCACAUCCUCUCUGUUCGUCUCUAAUUCCAGCCCAGCAUCUGAUGAUAUCUUCAAGACGUUCUCGUCCACCGCAGGAGCCACAAUCUCCGACAUCGAGGCAUUUGAUCCUCUGUUUAACCCUCAGAAUGAAGUUCAGUCCAAACAGAAGAGCAAUGAUCUACUGUUCACCCGUCAAGAUACAAAACACGACAUUGGUAUUUCCCAUGAUGCUUUGCAAAAUGGAGUCGUUCAAGAGACAACACCGUCCACAAACAUCUCAAAUGAAGACCUGAUGUUCAGGAGGCGUCCGCCCAAAGCUGCUCCUCGCAGUAAAGCCCUGAGGAGCCUCCACCAGCCUGCUGCUCUCUCUCAGAUCACGCCGACUGAGACCGAGAGCGAUCUGCAGGUGUAUGAGGACGUUCUUCUCAUCGGUCAGGAAAGGUGUGUGGAGGACUGGCCUGAACACAGUCCAGAACUCUCUUCAGAAUGGAAACCUGCUGGGAAGAUCAGGCUUCGGAGAGACUCUAUGCGGAUUGCAGACGCGUCUAAUGGAGGCGGUGAUGGGACGGUGAAGAAGAACGGGAAGCAGACUCUGGGAAGGAAGCUCAGACACUCGCUGCUGAUCAGGAGGAGCUCGAAGGAUAAAAUUGGAGAUGAGGUGAAGAGCUCAGAGACGAACACAAACUCACUGAAUCGAGCCUCAAAGCUCUUUGACGGCACGGAUGAGUUUUUCGCUCCAGAAGAAGAUGAAGAACACAAUGAAGCUGCCGAGUAUAAACCCAAGAAGUCAAAACCCAAAUUUAUUACACACCGCAGAGGCUCUAAGGUGAAAUCUGCUGAAGCUUCCGCUAAAGUCCCUCCAGACUAUAAGGAUGAUUUAACGUCCUCAUGGAAACAUGCAGAUCUCAUGGCUUUGGGAGAGAAGAAAGCUGAAGAUGUGGACUGCAAACCGAAGCAGAAAUUCAAGCCUCCUGUGCCACGCCGACCAUCAAAGGAUAUGUCUGCAGUUGGUCUGAAAUCGAUGAAUGGUCCUCCUCUGAUGGAGGCAAAGUCCUUCUCCAAAGAUCCCUUUUUGGAAGGAGAUGUGGAUCUUGGCGCUGCGGUCCAUGACAGUCAUCAGAUCACAGACCUCGACACACAUCUGGAUGAUGAUGAGAGAAACACGGAGGAGACUGAUGGACAGCAGAAACCGAGAAAGAAAGUGCGAGUUAAGUUUGUUCCUCACAGAGGGUUUGUUAUCGGUUUAUCCAGGGACAGUGAUGACUCUGAGCUGAAGAGAGCUUGUGGAUUCACUCCUCAUCCAGAUCUGAAGGAUGAUGAGGGGUUUGAUGAUCUGAAGGGAGCAUUUGGUUACAAAGCUCACGAGAUGAAGGAAGACGCAAUACUCACAACUGAAGCUGGACGGAGUUAUUCACCCAACAACAUUCAGAGUUCAUAUUCUAACGGCUUUAUGGGUCCUCCUUCAUGGGAUUCAAAGGCGUCUGAUCUGGAGACGGAUCUCCAUAAAGCCUCGGAUCUCUUCACACCGUCGGACAGCUAUGAGAAUCAUCUGGAGAUGACAGACUGUCGGCCGAAGAAAUCAUCGAAGUUUAAAGUCCCUCGCAUUCAUCGCAGACAUUCAAAGAGUAUUGAAGACCCUGAGAUCAAGCCGAGCAAAGAUCAAGACGCUUCAGAGAUGAAUAAGCCUCCUCUUCUUAAAGUGCCGCCGCUGUCCCAUCGAGACUCAAAGAGCUUUGAAGAUGACGAGUUCCCUCAGAAGGGUGCAGAUCUGUUCAAGGCGGGAGACGUGGAGCUUGCGGAGGACGCCAGCUGGGAGGAAUACACGCCGGAUAAUAAACCACAGAAGCCUAAAGAGACUGACACACAUCACAGAGGGUCAAAGACUAAAGACAUGAAGGAGUUUCCUGAAGAGUUUCUGGAUCCUCCAGGAGCCACGUCUGGAGACUUUUACCUGUCUGAUGCUGCUAAGGCUGAGUGGAUGUCGGCUCAGAUGGACAUGAGACGACUGACAGUUCAAGAGGAAGAGCAACAGCAGGAGGAAGAGGAUGAUGAAGGGGACACUGACAGUCUGAUGGAGUGGUGGAAUACAGUGGAGUUUUGGGAUGAAAUGCCUGCUAAUGAGACGAUCAGCUCUAAAGAAGAAGAGACCAUAUCGUUUAAAGCGGUUGCUGAUAAGGUCCACCGCGGUCUCCGUGUGUAUCUGAAGCUCUUCAUGGAGCGCGCCGAGCUCCUCUACCAGCACGUGCUGAUCUUAUACGGCAUCGCCGACGACCUCAGCAACUUCCACCACCGUGCUAAAAUCGCAAACAUCACGGGAGGAACGACCAGCGCGGUGGGAGGAGCCGCGGCCAUCGCUGGGCUGGCGCUGGUUCCCGUCACGUUUGGAGUGUCCAUCAUCAUCUCGGCCAUCGGGCUGGGCGUCGCUACAGCGGGCGGCAUCACGGCCGCCUCCGCCUCCAUCUCAGACACCAUCAACAACAUGCACGACCGUAAGAAGAUUGAACUCAUCAUUAUGGACUACGAGGCCCAGCUUGUGGAAAUGCAACGCUGUUUGCAAUUCAUCAUUGAAGGUCUUUGUCGAUUGCGCUCUCAUCCACUGCUGCGACGGAACAACUACUACACCGGUGACUGGGAGGUACGACGGGCCCUCCAAACCAUCAGCUUAGUCAGUGACCCGGUAGAUCGAGCCGAAGAAAUAAUUAACCACACGCUGGCCAAGUUAGCCAGUCUUCAGAAAGGAAUAGACAAGUACUUCACUAAAGACUCGAAAGAGGUGAAGAAGGGCUGUAAGAAGGAGGUGACGGCUGAAGUGCGGACCCUGGCCAAACAGCUGCACGAAGGUUUAGCGGAGCUCAACUCCAUCAGAGAACAACUGCUCGACGCAAGUGGAAACAUCUAGUAAAUGUCAAAGUCUUGGUUGCAGCUGUCUACGCUCCCGUUGGUUGUUGCUGCAAAGCUUUGCUGCUUAUUUGCAUAAAACGGAAUGGCGAUUCUCAACAAGUUCCACCUCUCAGUGAGAUUAAAUGAAGUCCAGAAAGAAAUCCAUUCAGCACGCGUCAAUGAUCUACAAGAUUCCUCCACAUAAAUAUUUUAAGAGACUAGUAAAAAUGUAAGCGUGACGUUUUCCAGUUUGAACCUCAGUUUCCAUCAUGAUUGGUGUACGACCUGAGAACAGUCUAGAACAGCCUGUUUUUAUGUAACACAGCGCGGCAUCAUUCACUUCCAGGUAUUUUUAACUGUACAACCCUGCUAAAAAAAAACAAUAGAAGCCCAAUAGAAAACAUCACAGAAAUUCCAGUAGUUUCCAUUAAAAUACCAUUAUGAACCAUUAGCUUUUUCCAGUAAAACCAUUACAAAAUUCCUUUUUCCAAUAGGAUUUAACAUCCCACCAAUAGAAUCCAUCACAUACCAGUAGAGACCAUUAUAGUUUCCAUCAAAACCAAUACAAUUCCCAUUAUAACCAUUGUGUUUUGGGCAGAGUUCUGUUGUUUUUUUUUUCCAGCAGGGAAAACAACUGGUGAUGUUGCUUCAUAUUGCAAACUAGCACUUCUUAUAUUUUAAAUCACUAUGGUAUUCAUAAACUUCUCCACUUUGUUACUUUUGUAGUAUUUUACAGAUGAAUCGGAAGUCUAGCACGUUCAGAUUCAAAAUUCAUUCACGUUGCAAAAUAAGGAUAUGUUGUCAAAAAUUACACCACUAUGUAUUUGUAUUGUACAACUGUACAGCUGUGGUCACAGUUUGUGGUUAAACUCUAGUUUUUGUUCACAAUCGUGUUCUGCAUAUAUGCCACAGACGGAUUACUUAUAGCCUAUGUCCUAAGAGAUUUUACGCUUUUGAAGAAGUGAUGUGUUUUAAUGUAACUCUUGUUAUAUGCUCUUGUUUUGCACAUUAACAACCCUAAAGCUGUUCAACCCAUCUUCAUUGCUGUAGGC